This is a messenger RNA of Pocillopora meandrina, 6107 nucleotides long. NCBI's taxonomy places the organism in Eukaryota, Metazoa, Cnidaria, Anthozoa, Scleractinia, Pocilloporidae. The record is from the annotation of a GenBank genome assembly.
UUGUCAUGCUUGUCUGAAGUCAAGUACUUUGAUAGUGUGUCUAAAUCAUGGAAGCCAUUUCCUGGUCUUGAACUACCAAGUCUUCAAAUCAAACCAGCAGCACUGUACACUGGAAAUUAUUUGUUCCUCUUUGAUGAGAAAGAUGUCCAUCAGCACCAGCUUGAUACACAUGCUUGGAAAACAUUACCACCUAUGAAGAACACGCAUUGUGAUUUCCAAGUGUGCAUGCUGGAAGAUUUCCUUUAUGUUAUCGGUGGCAGUGAAGUUAAUCACACUGUAGUAUCAGAGAGAUUCAGCUUCUCAAAGAAAACAUGGCAACGCCUUUCUUUCCAUGUAGAUCAAGGUCUGUAUGGCUAUGCCGUGGCUGUACACAAUGUCUAUGUUUAUUCCAUUGGUGGCUCUUGGGCUGAAGGAGGGGCAGAUCGUGGGGUGUUCAGAUUUAAUCCUGUGAAGAAUGAAUGGACAAAGUUGGCAGGAACAGUUUACAGCCACACCCAGGCCUGUGCCUUUGAAGCUGGGGGAAGAUUGUAUGUUGCAGGUGGUAAAACAGACCCACCCAGCAAGCGUCAAAGGGGACUUGUUCCAUCCAGCUAUGUUGAGGUAUAUGAUGAAGAAAAUAACCUAUGCUGUUCUGUUCCACAGCCUCACAUACCACCUGGUAAUUUUGGAGCUGUGGAGAUUGAGGAUCACAUUUACUUUAUACUUGGAAGCAUUGCCUUUGACAGUGGGAUCCGAAUUGGUGCUGAGGAGGUUUAUCAUGUCAACAUUGAAGAUUGGGAGCCAAUUUCUCAGAAUGAUACAGAUGCAGUGUUUGUUUAUAUGCCUGUGAACAGAACUAAGACUGAUCAAAUGAAACAAAAAUUGACAGAAAAUCAUGAAGCUUCAGAUGAGCUGUUGCUUGAGAACAGUUAAUUGCAAAAAAGUAUCUGAUAUAUUCGGAGAAUAUUCCAAUUUCAUCGUCAUAAAAAUGCCCUUAUGGGGAUUGUUAAGGCCAUAAAAACAACAAAGUCAAUCAUAGAGAUUUUGAAUUUAGUCCAAGUUGCAUUUGGAGACUAUUUCAGUGAGAUACCGGCAUUUAAACAUUGACCAAUUAUUUGCAAUCAUCCUAAUAAUCACCUGAGUCCAUAUCAACUAAGAAAACACAUCAGCACCCUGGUUUCAUAAAGAGACAUCAGGCUUAGACUUUUUCAAAUUUAUAGGAGGCAUUUCGAAAAAAAUUGCGCAAACAGCAUUUUAAUGAAAAGCCUAAUUUGAAAUCAGUGUUGAUAUUUUAAUGCAAUAUAAAUAAAACCCAAAGAAAUGUAUGAAGGCGCAUAGUAUUUGAUAAUGUAACAGUAAUGGAGAAUAUUCUACCAAUCCUUCACAACCGCCCCUUUGUCACGUUACGUAACACGAAUCCCAUAUUGGAAGGUAUGUGUCAGUCUUCCUUGAUUUCAUUUUGAUUUAGAAAUUUUUUUACUGAGUUUCUCCUCUGAGCGCAGAAUGAAUCUUAAAACCAUAACGUUCGACUUGCUUUGUGCCGUGAUUAAUCAAACAGAAAGAAAAACGAAAUAUUUCCGUCACGCAAGACAUUCGUCUCAGACAUCUGGAUCAUUGUCAAUAUGUGAGCAACUGCACACCUACCACUCACCGAACCACUUACGGUCAUCUUGUGGUUAAUGUUGGGUUAGGGGAGGGGCUGGUGUGUAGUUACUCAUGUUGCGUGAUUAUUUGAUUUUAUUGGUCACACGAUGAUUUGCCCCAGUUUCUGCUCCUCCGGAUCGGUAAAUUCCUAAACUUCAAAAUGGUUGUAAACAAUUCCGAGACUCUUUUGUCCAAAUGUGCUCAGUUUAGAGGCGAGGAGCAGUUCAUUGUUGUUCGAUUAAAAGUUGGUGAAGACAUCUUUCCAGCUCAUCGCAUCGUGCUGGCUGCGAAUAGCGAUUAUUUCUACGCCAUGUUUACAGAUGGAAUGAGAGAAGCAAAUCAGGAAGUGAUCGAGCUGAAAGACGAGAGUAUUUCACCUGAUAUUUUAACGAUCAUACUGGACUCCAUCUACACCGGAGAGCCUCACCUCAACGAAGAAAACGUGUUUGAAGUUCUUGCUGCAGCAGAUCAUCUUCAAGUGACGAGUGUUGUUCAACAGUGUUGUGAUUUCCUGCUCACCGAGUUUGUGAAGCUUCGCUUUGAUUUUGAAAAAUUCUGCCGCACCUGGAAAAUCGCUGAUAGCCAUGGCUUGAAAGAUCUGCAAGAAGCUGCCGAGUAUAAAAUUGCUAAGAUGUAUAAAGAUGUCUGUGAAAGCGAAGAAUUUUUGACCCACAUCGAAGUAGAUCAGUUAUUCAGCCUUCUCAGCCGAGAUGACCUCAGUGCACCGACCGAGACGUUCAUCUUUAAAUCGGUGAUGCAGUGGAUUAAACACAAAAAGGAAGAGAGAAUGGAAGUUGCGGCCAAAAUUAUUGGAGCCGUUCGUCUGGGGUUGGUGAACAUCAGAGAGGUUAUAGCGGAGCUCAAUACGCAAGAAAUGCGAGUCAUUCCAGAGAUUCACACGCUUUUGCACGAAUCACUGUUGUACAGCUACGAGCCUUCAGCUAGCUCCGAGUUCGCUACCAACAAAACAAAACCAAGGUCCAUGAAAUCGGUAAGAAAACCACUUGUUUAUCUUUCUAGAUCUCAGGAAAGGUCCCAGGCAGGCUAGUGGGCUAAUUAGAUGCCCUUUAUCCUAAAUUAAAUUUUAUUCAAAUAGUAAAACAAAUACAACACAAAUAAAAGACAGGAAAAGAGGAAUCACACCUUAAACAAAAGAUAAAGUCAGAAUUCUCCAAAAUUUCAGAAUAAGGCCAACGAAAGACUUCUUUGAUUCAAAAAUGUUUCCAGGCUUACUAAAAGUCUAGCAAAAUCCUGAUACAGUUAUAAAGUAAUGAGAGCUACAAUAUACGAUGACAUAACUUGGAUAUUUUCGAAGGGUGUGGGAAAAUUAAAUGGUCUGUCAAAGAUAUUGUUCGAAGUCACAUGAUCACAAUUUGACGUCGUUGGUGGGAAGUGUCGGAGAUUUAUGGCAGGACCGUGAAGAAAGGGAUCAACUGCAUAUCGUAAUCGAUGCAGUAUUGAUAGAGUUUACCUUGAAUUUUCAUAAAAUCCAUGAUUUUCAUCUAACCCGUUGGUAUUCUUGACAGGUACUUGUGGCCAUUACUCCUCAAGCCCAGAUGCAGUACUUUGAUUUUGAAAUCAAAGAAUGGAAACCUCUUCCAACCAUGGCUCAGUUGACUGAGGCAGAUGCGUGUUUCUGUGCAGAGUAUGUCGGUAAUCACCUGUAUGUAGCGGGAAAAAAGGAAGAAUAUUUUGUUACUUAUCGAUAUGAUACCGUUAGUAAUACUUGGAAGACGCUACCGCCUAUUUUAGGGUGUGAGCACAAGAUCGAUUCUUUAUGUUCUAUCGAUGAUUAUAUCUACGCAAUCAGAGAAUCGCAGCCACCCCAUAGGUUUAGUUUAAAAACAAAUCAGUGGCAAUGCAUAAAUUCAUUUUACAUCACAGGAGUUCGUCCAAACGCAUUUUGUUGUAAAGCGUCCGCAGUUUUCAACUCGUGUUUGUUUGUAGUUCAUGGUAUUGAUAGAGUGCUGAGAUCUAACGGAAGUAUUCCUUUUAGUUAUGAGAAUAAACCAGCCGUGGUUUGUUGUUUUGAUCCAGAACUAAAUCAAUGGAAAGCUAGGGCAUCAGCUAAUUGUAGUCAUUUUGGAUCCAGCCUCUUUGUAGUAAACGGUAGACUAUGCAUUGCAGGGGGCAUAGGUCCUCCUAUGUGCAAUUCUGUCGCCCCAGUUGAAAUUUAUGAUGAGCAGAACAACAAGUGGUCUUAUGUUGAACAAAGCCACAUUCCAAACAAUAAUCUCGGUGCGGUUGAAGUAGAAGGGAGGGUGUAUUUCAUCAUCAAUAAUUUCCCAAUUGAUAGUGGAAUUAGGAUUCCACCAGGAGAAAAGUAUCCUGUGCCUUUAGAUGAAUGGGAGAAUCUUAGAAAGGUUGAUUAUAACGCAGUGUUGUGCUACCUACCUGUGAGGAACGAGAGUUUAACAGCAGAGCAAUGCUUGUAAUUUGAAUCAAAUUUGCUGUUGUUAACUCUGUCAGCUGAAGAAUAAAUACAACUUUAAGUCAGUCUAAUUAAAGUGCCGGGGUGUUGUCCUAGCUCAAAAGCUGAAUGCUUUUUGGUUUACAUGAAUGUCGGUAGAACUCGUUCCGAUUUAAAAGACGUAAGUUAAGAACCCGGCUUUGUUAUUUCCCAACAGGGAUUAUUAACAGAUAUUUUUCUAAUUCACUUUCUUGGCGUAAAUGCAUCAUUAUUUUAAAAAGGAAGUCUUGCCGUUUGCUAUGAGUAUUUUACUUGAAUAAUAAAGACGAAUUGCUGAAUAAAAAACGUGCCAGUUUAUUCUUUUCAUGCUUAAUCAGAAAUAAUUUUCUGGCCUUCCCAUGGGGCGAGUAUUGAGACAAAAGUUCAUGCCGCUGUAUCUUACCAGAGAACUAUGGUUAUGGGACCCCUGUGAGCUAAAUAAUAAUCUGUAGUAAAUCCCUUUUUUAGACGCACUUUUCAUAAGAACAUCUCUCUGAAUCUUAUUCGUAUGUAUAGUCACCUGCAAAAACGGAAAAAUAGUCACAGUUGUGGUAUAUCCGCCAUGUUCCGCUCAGUUGGCCGGAUUGAGCUCACAUUCUAGAGUUAAAACAUCAGCACUGGGUUGGAGACCUCUCCAAACAGUGCUCGGGUGUGAAAUCUGUCGUUAGUGUAUAUCUUAUCAACUUUUUACGAAAUAUUAACUAAUUGCCUUGAGAAAGCCUUCAACUGUAAUUUAAAUACUAACGCCGGCUAGCUUCUGGCGAUUUUCAUCCUAAAGAAAAACAAAGUGUGUACGUAAGUAAUUACAGCAGAAUACAGGGACAAGAAGAUUUUAAAAAGUCAUUCCAGGCAAAAUAUAUGACUUAUAAUGAAGUGUUUUAUGGAGAGAAGAUGUAAAUGAAGAUGAACGUCAUACGUUUGAUGAAUUUGUCAAUGAUUUUAGGAUAAAUUUCGAUUUAUUUACUACAUCGACCUUCUUCCGAUAUACCACUAUUUUUAUGCCCCAACAGAAACCCCGUUAUCGAUAUCUUUGCACGUUAAUCUUUUCAUCACUGGGCGUAUGUCAACGGUAACUAAGCAACCAAUACAAGUGGGAAUUAGUAUAGUUUUCAGAGGGAGAUCACGCGAUCCACGUACAAAGACAUUUUGGUUUCCUUCGAAGUUUCUGCAAGCAAAGAUCUCCGCUGAUUGAAACAGCACAAAGAUGGUGGCCCAUUCUAGAAUUCUCCUCUCUAAGUGUUCCCAGUUCCGUAGAGAAGGAGAAUUUAUCGACAUACGUUUGAAAGUGGGUGAUACACUUUUCCCAGCUCACCGAGUUGUACUUGCUUCGUAUAGCAAUUAUUUCCACUCCAUAUUUACAGAUGGGAAAGAUGCCAACCAGGAAGUGAUCGAAAUGAACGACAAAAGCAUUUCACCGCAGAUACUCAAGAUCGUUAUGGACUCCAUGUACACUGGUGAUCUUCAUGUCAACCAGAAGAGCGUAUUUGAGGUUCUUCUCGCAGCUAGUCAGCUUCAAAUCUCAAGUGUUGUUCAACUGUGUUGUGAUUUCGUAAGGAAGGAAUUCAUAGAAAACGGAAUUGACCUGAAGAACUACUCCGCGCUGUGUACAGUCGCCGAAAGACUCGGUCUGAGAGAUCUGCAAGAGGCAGCAGAGGCCAAGAUGGCAUCCAUGUACAAAGAUGUUUGCGAAAGUAAAGAAUUCCUGACUCACGUCGAUGCAGAUCAACUACUCAGCCUUCUUGGUCGAGAUGACCUCAAUUCACCCUUUGAAGCUUUCGUAUUUAAAUCAGUGAUGAAGUGGAUCAAAUACAAAGGGGAAGAGAGGAUGGCAGUUGCUGGAAAAGUUAUCGGAGCUGUUCGUCUGGGGCUGGUAGACGUUAAGAUUGUGAUCGAAGAGUUGAAAACAGAAGAAAUGCAGCGAUUUCCCGAGGUAAACAUGCAUCUACAAGAAUCCAUGAUGCAUCACUGUAUGCCUUCACAUGAAUUUGCUGCAGAGAAAAUGAAACCAAGAUCAAUGUCUCCGGUAAGAAUGUAA